AUGCGAAACUCAUACCCAGCACAGGAGGAAUGUGACUGUGCUCUCUCAGCCCCUCCCAGCUCCAGGCCAUUCCAGGCUCCCAAAAGCCCAGCAGGUCUGGAGUCAUCACAUGAAGCCCAACUGCUGGAUUGGCAGGUGCCCACAAGAAGGCUGGGUUUCUUUACAGGCGAGAUCAUCGGGGGACAUGAGGCCAAGCCCCACUCCCGUCCCUACAUGGCCUUGGUCCAGGUGCUCGAUGAGAAUUCGGGGAAGCAGUGUGGGGGCUUCCUGAUAAGGGAGGACUUUGUGCUGACCGCUGCUCACUGUUUCGGGAGCUCAAUGAAUGUCACCCUGGGGGCCCACAAUAUCGUGGAAAAGGAGAAGACCCAGCAGGUCAUCCCUGUGGCAAAACCCAUUCGACAUCCAGAUUAUAACCGUGAGAAGAUAGUCAAUGACAUCAUGCUGCUGAAGCUGAAGAGCAAAGCCCAGCGGACUAAGGCUGUCCAGACCCUCAAGUUGCCCACAAGCAAGGCCCAGGUGAAGCCAGGGAGUGUGUGCUAUGUGGCUGGCUGGGGCAGGACAGACCCAAGGGGAACACCCUCAAACACACUGCAAGAGGUGAAGAUCAAAGUGCAGGCAGACCAGGUCUGUGAGUCCAGCUUUGCAAAUUAUGACAAGGCCACUGAGAUGUGUGUGGGAGACCCAAAGACAACUCAUGCUUCCUUAAAGGGGGAUUCUGGAGGGCCCCUUGUGUGUAAGAACGUGGCCCAGGGCAUUGUCUCCUAUGGACGUAAAGACGGGACAACUCCAGGAGUGUGCACCAAAGUCUCAAGUUUUCUACACUGGAUAAAGAAAACCAUGAGGCCGGGUAAGGUAGUAUAUGCCUUUAAUCCCAGAACUCGGAGAGGCAGAAGCAGG
Molecule: messenger RNA, 897 nt
Organism: Nannospalax galili (Upper Galilee mountains blind mole rat)
Lineage: Eukaryota; Metazoa; Chordata; Mammalia; Rodentia; Spalacidae
Product: granzyme B-like
Exons: 6
Biological process (GO): proteolysis
Cellular component (GO): cytoplasm; intracellular membrane-bounded organelle
Molecular function (GO): serine-type endopeptidase activity
Source: RefSeq, a predicted model, not a curated record